This is a messenger RNA of Nannizzia gypsea CBS 118893, 1404 nucleotides long. RefSeq names its product allantoate permease. The coding region runs from base 1 to 1404 and encodes 467 amino acids. Gene Ontology annotation, cellular component: plasma membrane. Gene Ontology annotation, biological process: dipeptide transport; transmembrane transport; tripeptide transport. The transcript is spliced from 9 exons. Lineage: Eukaryota; Fungi; Ascomycota; Eurotiomycetes; Onygenales; Arthrodermataceae. Gene Ontology annotation, molecular function: dipeptide transmembrane transporter activity; allantoate transmembrane transporter activity. The record is from RefSeq and is a predicted model, not a curated record.
AUGGCCGUCUUGCCUAUUCUGACCAAGGUUGACCUUUGUGUGCUGCCGCUGUUGAUUCUAUCCCUGCUACUCGCGGGUCUAGACAAGAAUGCGCUCGCUUUUGCUGCUGUCCUGGGGAUGAACCAGGACCUAAAUCUCCAUGGCCAACAGUAUUCAUGGCUCGGUUCCAUCUUCAAUAUUGCAUACCUGUUUGCCGAGUUUCCAACAUCAUGGCUACUUACUCGACUGCCUAUUGGCAAGUAUGUGGGCGCCUCUUUAAUUUUAUGGGGUGCAUGCGGGUGUGCAAUGGCAGCAUGUACCAAUUUUGCAAGCGCUGCCGCCGUCAGGUUUCUCCUUGGAGCCCUGGAAUCAGCCAUGCUGCCGUCGGUUAUCGUCAUCAUGUCCACUUGGUAUCGGCGUGAAGAGCAACCACUGCGUGCUGCAUUAUGCUUCGGCCCCUGGUCCAGUAUGUUUGGUGGUAUUCUUGCAUAUGCGAUUGGAACUCUUCGAGCACAAAUACCUACAUGGAAGUUGAUAUUCCUAAUCUAUGGUGCAAUUACCAUAGCUAUUGGUUUUAUCAGUCUUCUAGUGCUCCCAGACAACCACGAUAAGGCCAUCUUCCUUUCCAAAGGUGAACGUGAACAGGCAAAACUCAGAGUUGCUGAUAAUAAAACGGGCAAGGAUACACGCAAGAAAUGGAAAUUAUCCCAGGUCCUUGAAGCCUUGAAAGACGGAAAGUAUUGGUGCGUCGUAGCUUUUGUUUUAUUCCAGUCCAUUACUAACGCUGGAGUUACCAAUUUCAAUCCCCUCAUUAUUGCUGGAUUUGGAUACUCAAAGCAGAUAACUGUUUUGUUAGCAGCUCCUCAAGGAGCAGUUGCGCUCACAGCGCAAGUUAUUGCCGCUCUAUUAGCACUCUACAUACCUAACCUUCGCUGCUUGCUGUGGGUGCUCUCCUGCAUCCCCUCUCUCGCAGGAACCGUGAUAGUACGAUAUGUUUCCGUAUCAGAGAACCGUAUUGCUGCCCUUAUGGGGGUAUAUCUAACCGGGUUCUACAACAUUGCUUGGUCUAUGGCCCUAAGUCUUGUAUCCUCCAACACUGCUGGAGCUACUAAGAAGAGCUUUGUUUCAGCCUCUAUUGCCAUUGCUCAUGGAAUUGGAGGGUUAGUCGGCCCUCAAUUUUUCCUUGAAAGCCAGAAGCCCCAUUACCAGCUAGGACUAGGUGCUAUGAUUGUGUCUUUGAUAAUGAUGGCAGUUUGCGGUGCAAUAUACGGGACGCUCUGCAUUUAUCAGAACAAAGCUCGAGAUAAUAUCGGCGAAGUUGUCAGCCCCUUGCCUGCCGAGUGCUAUUCCACAGAAGAAGAUACCGACAGGGAGGCAGAUGAUAAGACAGAUCGUGAGAUGCACUCCUUUCGCUACACAUAUUAA